GCCGCCGACCUCCGGGACCCCCAUGGCACCGCCGCGAUGUUCGUGUCCCGGCUCCUGGAUUUCCAGAAGACGCGUUACGCCAGGUUCAUGAACCACCGUGUCCCAUCCAACUGCAGGUACCAACCGACGGAGUACGAGCAUGCGGCAAACUGUGCCACCCAUGCGUUCUGGAUCCUGCCCAGCAUCCUUGGCAGCUCCAUCCUUUACAUCCUCUCUGAUGAUCAGUGGGAAACUAUCUCAGCCUGGAUCUAUGGCUUCGGCUUGUCCAGUCUCUUCAUCGUCUCCACCACCUUCCACACCAUCUCCUGGAAGAAGCGGCACCUCAGGACUGUGGAGCACUGCUUGCACAUGUUUGACAGGAUGGUGAUCUACUUCUUCAUUGCCGCGUCAUACGCUCCCUGGCUGAACCUGAGGGAGUUGGGUCCCUGGGCCUCCCACAUGCGCUGGAUCAUCUGGAUCAUGGCAUCUGUCGGGACCGUCUACGUUUUCUUCUUCCAUGAGCGGUACAAGCUGGUGGAGCUGGUGUGCUACGUUAUCAUGGGCUUCUUCCCCGCCUUGGUCAUUCUCUCUAUGCCCAACAGGGAUGGUCUCCCGGAGCUGGUGGCCGGUGGACUGUUCUACUGCCUGGGCAUGGUCUUCUUCAAAAGCGACGGCCGCAUCCCCUUCGCCCAUGCCAUCUGGCACCUCUUUGUGGCCAUUGGAGCUGGCAUCCACUACUAUGCCAUUUGGAGGUACCUCUACCGACCCAGCACACUGGAGGCUGAAACGUCGUGGUAGAUGCCUUAAAGCCAUGGUGUGCACCAACCAGCACGUGGGGACACGGAGGGGACAGGGGGGCAGCCCGUGCCGUGGGCUUGCCUCCAGCCCACCCACUCACCCCGUGGCCAGCAGCC
Messenger RNA from Colius striatus (speckled mousebird), 893 nucleotides. It is a transcript of the gene MMD2, whose product is annotated as monocyte to macrophage differentiation associated 2. The coding region runs from base 37 to 777 and encodes 246 amino acids. The record is from RefSeq and is a predicted model, not a curated record. Gene Ontology annotation, cellular component: membrane. Gene Ontology annotation, molecular function: pore-forming activity. The transcript is spliced from 7 exons. Lineage: Eukaryota; Metazoa; Chordata; Aves; Coliiformes; Coliidae.